Molecule: messenger RNA, 426 nt
Organism: Strongylus vulgaris
Lineage: Eukaryota; Metazoa; Nematoda; Chromadorea; Rhabditida; Strongylidae
Source: the annotation of a GenBank genome assembly
AUGGGACAACAUCUUCGUGUGCUUCGUGCUUUCCAAGCAAGAGAUAAGAACUUUGGAAAAACUGCGCCAACUAUGACUGCCGAAGCGGCUGAACGGUGGCGAUCCAGCUAUCGCAAGUAUCGUCAUCAGAAACACCAGGAAAAGACGAGAGAUAAGAACUUUGGAAAAACUGCGCCAACUAUGACUGCCGAGGCGGCUGAACGGUGGCGAUCCAGCUAUCGCAAGUAUCGUCAUCAGAAACACCAGGAAAAGAAAGCGGCUUCGGAACGAGCUGAUUCUGAAAAAUCAAAAUUACCCUCAGAUAUCAAGGAAAAGCGUAAAACGUUCAAACAAAUCAAAGCAGUUGCUCGUGGCAGAUCACUUGACAAGCAUGAGCGCCGCCACAAGAAAAAACAUGCAUCCAUGGAUCUUGACGAAACUCCAUAG